Aureobasidium melanogenum CBS 110374 is the source of this 525-nucleotide messenger RNA. RefSeq lists its product as uncharacterized. The record is from RefSeq and is a predicted model, not a curated record. The transcript has 2 exons. Lineage: Eukaryota; Fungi; Ascomycota; Dothideomycetes; Dothideales; Saccotheciaceae. The annotation marks the transcript as partial.
UUCCACCGCUUGCUCUCCUUCUUCGCAACCCGUUCAUCACGCCCAAACACCUCGACGAUAACCUUCAUGGACUCUCUUCGAGGUGACCUCUCUCUUGGCCUCAACUUCCCCGUCGCAGUCUUCCUAGCCACUGUCCGUCAUCUCGUGUUCCGCAACACUGGUUUCUGGUCCUUGACCAUCUACGUCCCCACCGUACGCACAAGUCGCAAACUGCUCGGCGGCCCUUCUGCAUGCAAAGACCUAGAUGAAAGCAAGAGAUAUGGAUGUGGGGAACUAGUGACAUUGGCAAAGAAUGACGGCGUCGUCGCUCAAGCUGAUGCUGUGGGUUUGUGGAUGCUUGCUGCCGAGAAGGACGGUAAAGUGAAGGGAGAGGAGGUGAGAUUGUUCCAACGGGGUGAGAUUAUGGAGAGAAUUGCUGCUCGUAGAAGAGGCAUGGAUAAUGUGUUGCCCUUCUGGAGAGGUGGGCCAUUGAUUCCUUCUGCUCAUUCAUGGGCUGUCAAGAAGGCCUUUGAUGUCGAGGUCUAC